AUGUGCAUUCUGCUUCUAACGCUCGCUUCUACAUUCUCUGGGUGCCACGGUGGACACAGUAUCACCCCGAACAAGCCCUCGUUGAUCAUGCCUGCCGCCCCCGCUGGAUUGUACGCCUUUCCAUCGUCUCGGCUGCAGCAAUCGACUGAACGGUGUUUAGAAAUCGUCGAGCAACGUGUGCUGCAGGAAAGUAUUACGACAAUGGAUGCCAGACAUGUACAGCUGGAUACUACUGCCCGGGUAAUGACUCGAAGACUCAGUGUCAAGCCGGCUACUACUCGAGCUCUGGUGCCACAUCCUGCUCACCGUGCCCUCGUGGAACAUGGACCGAUCGUAUGUCUUGUCCGCUUGGAUUUACAUCAGCUCAUUGAUGCAGAGACUGGGACACAAAACUCGUCUGGAUGCAAGGCUGUUCAGGGAGGUUACAAGGCCAAUGCCUCUUCUGGCGCAACGGCACAGGUAGCUUGUGGUGUUGGAUACUACUCUCCUGGGAACACGGAUACAUGUACCAUCUGCCCAGCGGGCCACUAUUGCAACGCCCAAACAACGACGACCCCGACUCCCUGUGUCCCUGGAAGAUACGCACCCACGACGGGUUAUGGCCAGGACUGUGAAUGGUGCCCAGCCGGUUACUUCAAUAAUGUUUAUGGCGCUACCAGUUGCUGCAAAUGCUGUUCGGGAUGGUUCAACUCGCAGACAUCACAGACACAUUGUCAAAACUGCCCAGGGCUGGGCUCCUCCAAGCAAGGCUCUCCUCCUGCUUCGACGAGCUCCAAUCAAUGCACAUUCAGUCUGACCGACUAUGUAUCAUCGUGCGACCAGCCGUCGAGUGGAGCAUGUCCGCCUACUCAAGCAACAGCGACAGCUUCAUCCAAGGCAAGAAGAACGAUACGGCAACUUCAUCAAUGUCCACAUCACUCCCAACGUCGCUGUCCAGUGCCGGCUGUCGAUGCCAAGAGGGCCAGUCACGAGAUGGAAGAGGACAUUGCAUCGUAUGGAAUAGAUACCAAGCUAGGUUCCUACGAGUGUAUCGAUAUUGAGACUAACUUGGAGAGCUGUGGUGGUUGUGUUCCACAUGGAGAGACAGAGGGCCCGGACGGUGGCAAGGACUGCACUGCGAUUGAACAUAUGAGCGCUGUCAAAUGUGUAUCUGGCAAAUGCACUGUCGGUACUACUCGGGUCAAGGUCACACGACAUGUACAGCAUGUCCCCUUGGAACUUACUGCGCUUCCUCGGGUUGUACAAGCUGUAAAUCUGUCAGUGCCGGCUACAAAGCCAACAAAUCGGUGGGCGCAACUGACCAGACCGUCUGUCCCAGUGGCACAUAUUCGAGGGGAUCAACAGACACAUGCACGGAUUGUCCCGCUGGAUACUACUGCUCGGGUACUGGAAACACUGGCCCAUCUCGGUGUGGUCCCGGAAAGUACAUGGCGACGUCCAGAUGUGGUAAAAGCGAGUGCGACCCUUGUCCAGCCGGCACAUUUAACAACGUCUAUGGAGCAACAUCGUGCUGCAAAUGUUGCUCAGGAUUCUACGGUAUGGGAGUGGCUUCGAAAUGAAGACUCCUUCAUUGACAAAGAUCAGCAUCCUCAAUCGGAUCUACUUCAUGUACUGCCUGCGCAAUGUCGGGUGGCAAGAAACAGGGUUCACCCGCCGGGGCCACGACGGCAAGCCAAUGUUCGACUGGCUUGA
Molecule: messenger RNA, 1692 nt
Organism: Serendipita indica DSM 11827
Lineage: Eukaryota; Fungi; Basidiomycota; Agaricomycetes; Sebacinales; Serendipitaceae
Source: the annotation of a GenBank genome assembly